Molecule: messenger RNA, 1916 nt
Organism: Anastrepha ludens (Mexican fruit fly)
Lineage: Eukaryota; Metazoa; Arthropoda; Insecta; Diptera; Tephritidae
Gene: Rab7
Product: ras-related protein rab7
Exons: 5
Coding region: 259-885 (208 amino acids)
Biological process (GO): endosome to lysosome transport; phagosome-lysosome fusion
Cellular component (GO): late endosome; lysosome; phagocytic vesicle
Molecular function (GO): GTP binding; GTPase activity
Source: RefSeq, a predicted model, not a curated record
UUAUCAUUUAGUCAGUUUAGCUGUCAGUCGUUCUGAGCAUUAUCGAGGUUUUUGAUGUUUUAAUCAUCGUUGCUAGUUAAAUAUAUUUUGUUUUAAUUUUCCUGUUCUAAUAGAUAAUAUAACAAUAGUGCAAAAUAGUUCAUAUUGGUGAAAAAGCGAAAACUGCGUAUUUGCAAAAAAAGUCUUAUCACCAAAACGCCACUCACAUAGCUCAGUUAAAAGCAAAGCUCUAUAGGAAUCACAACGAAAUAAGCAGCUAUGGCAUCUCGCAAGAAGUCUUUGCUGAAAGUGAUCAUUCUCGGUGAUAGUAGCGUCGGCAAGACGUCACUCAUGAAUCAAUAUAUAAAUAAACGUUUCUCAAAUCAAUACAAGGCAACGAUCGGUGCUGAUUUCUGUACAAAAGAAAUCAUUGCUGACGACCGAGUAGUCACAAUGCAAAUUUGGGAUACUGCUGGACAAGAACGUUUUCAAUCGCUUGGUGUGGCUUUUUAUCGUGGCGCUGACUGUUGUGUGCUCGUUUACGAUGUCACAUCACCAAAUUCAUUCAAGAAUCUCGAUUCAUGGCGCGAUGAAUUUUUGAUACAGGCCAGUCCCAGAGAUCCCGAUCACUUUCCAUUCGUAGUGCUGGGCAAUAAGGUUGACAUGGAUAACCGACAGGUGUCCACGCGACGUGCCCAACAGUGGUGCCAAUCUAAAAAUGAUUUGCCAUACUUUGAAACAUCAGCAAAGGACGGCACCAAUGUAGAGUUGGCAUUCCAGACCAUUGCAAAGAAUGCGCUUGCUCAGGAAGCCGAGGUUGAACUAUAUAAUGAAUUUCCUGAUCAAAUCCGCCUUAAUACCGACCGAAACAAUCGCAAUGGUAAUGCUGAUAACUGCCAGUGCUAAUGUAAUUACCGCUAUUAAAUAUAUUAGCCUUUGCGGCGUCGACAUGUAGUUGUGAAAUUACCGCAAAUGAGAAAUAUAUAGAGAUAUUCAAAACGCGUUAGCGACUAUAGCAAAAACUGGCAAUAUCAAAUAGAUGCAGAUGCAAUUGGAAUAGUAGUGAAAAAACACAACAACAAGAAGAAAACGAAAAUACCUAAAUAAUAUAUUUGCAUAGUUUCGCAACUGAACAUAAUUUAAAUAUAAAUAUUAUUAUUAAAAUAAAACUAUACAAAAUUAAACAUAUAUGAUAAACGAUGAUAAAACGAUACAUAAUGCAAAAGGAGGUUACAUUAAGUAAAAUAAUUUACCAAACGAAAUAAAUGAAAAAUGAGAAAUGAAAAAAUGUAAAAGCAGUUUUUUAAGCCGAUCAAACAACAUAAUUAAACAGCAGAAGUAAGCGUAAAAAUUUCGCCAAACAAAACUGAAAUGUGUAAAUGUAAAUACACAUUAUUUCUGGCCUUGUCACAUAUUUAACUUCCUUUUUUUAACAUUGUAAACACUUGAUUUUGUGUGCCCAUUGUAAAUUGCAACUUAUUACUCAUUUUUUAAGAGAAAUAAUUGUGUGUGAAACGCAAAUAGUAAUAUUUAGUUUAACAAAAUCUCUUUAAAGUGAUUUUAAACACACCACUGCAUAUAGUAGUAAUAAGUUUAUACAGUAUGAGCUAAAAGUGUAUAUGUUUGUGCGCUGGAACACUGCUGCGGUGUAGAGAAUAAAAUGAUAUGUAAAAUACAUGAGCAGAUAUGCUGGUUGGUAGGGUGGGAGCAAAUUUAUAACACUCUUGCUUGCGGCGUGUGUGUAUUUCUUCAGUUUACAUUUAUGAUUUACUGAGUAUUAUAUUGGUUAAUGCAAUUUUGCAAUGUUUAUACGCAAUUGAACACAUAUAUUUUUUUUCUUUCUAUGUAGUUAUGUACAUUUCAGUUUUUAUUAAACACAAGUAAGCUAAAUUUAAAGUAUCUUUGAAAUAAAGUACAUAAAUAAAUCUAAAACUGUA